Molecule: messenger RNA, 780 nt
Organism: Trichoplax adhaerens
Lineage: Eukaryota; Metazoa; Placozoa; Uniplacotomia; Trichoplacea; Trichoplacidae
Exons: 4
Coding region: 1-780 (259 amino acids)
Molecular function (GO): protein binding
Source: RefSeq, a predicted model, not a curated record
AUGUCCAGUAGGGAUGAAUUUACAACCGUGGUCAUUAAAAAGUUGUUACAACCCAUUGGAUUAUAUGAUCGCUAUCAUAGCCGCUUUGAAUCUCAAGGAUACGAUUGUGAAGAAGAUCUUUGCAUGCUAGAUGAAAGCGAUUUAGAUCAAAUGCAGAUCAAAAAUCCAACUGAUAGAUGUGAAAUUUUAGCUGCAGCUAAAACAUAUUGUAGGAGUGGCUCUGGUGAAGUAUAUCAUUGGCUGCGCCAAUUUGCAUUAGAAAAGUAUCAUUCUAAAAUUGUACAAUUAGGCUAUGACAGCCUCCGUAAAUGUAAACAAAUAGUUAAAGUAGAUGAUUUUAUGGAUGAAGUGGAAAUCAUGAUUCCAGGUCAUCGCAAGCGAAUUGCAAGAAUGAUUGAAAAGUUAAAAGAAGGAAAUGUCCGGAUUACUGAGCCUGAAGAGCCUUUAGGUGUUGGGAGUUGGAUUAAACCGGAGGCCUUAAGUAACGCUAAACACGAAUUCUUAUGCAUCAAGGCAGCAGUUGGAUCACCUGAAGAGGAUAGCAUGUACAUUCAGAAAUCAUUUUUAAUCGACACAGGUAGUGAUGUUGUGACACUUCAACCGGAAAUAGUUGAAAUUCUUGGAUUAAAUAUCAUAAGAACUGUCACAAGCCAUGGUGUCCAUUCUACUGUAGAAAAGCAGCUGUACGCUGGGGUUUUUAAAAUAAAAGAUAUAGAACUUGAGAUUGAAAAGCUAUUGUUUGCAGAUGAAGGACGAACGAGUUGCUUACCUUUUUAUUAG